UUUCACAUUGACACGACACUCCCUCACGGCGCAUGUUAGCAUAUUCGGCGCCGAUAAAAAAACAAAGCGCGUGAGACCCACGCGCCUCGUCUUCCUCUUGCAACCAUUGUAGACACUCUCUUUCUCUCUCUAUCUCCGUUUCGAUCGUGUCUUUGAUUCGUCGACGUUCCUGUGCCCUCUUUCGGAUCCUUUUUCGUUUCGAUCGAAUCUUGUUGUUAUGAUGAGAAGAGAUCAAAUUUCUGCCCGUAAGAUGCCAACGCUGGUGGACCUUUGUGUUCAGAAAGUGAUAGACAAUAUAAGGUACCUUGGAAAUGUUGGUUGUGUUGAUCAGCAUCUGCUCGAACAAAUUUUGCCGCACUGCACUCUUGAUCAGUUGAGGCAUGUGGAGAAGUCCACUGAAGGCAGAGAUCUGACCCCUGUAACUGAUAAAUUAUGGAAAAAGUUCUUUGAAAUGCAGUUUGGCGUGAAUUGCACUAAUGAAGUAAUUAGGAGAAUGAGAGAAAAAAGAGUGUCAUUUAAAUGGAUGCAGUUGUAUGAGGCAAAAGUUAAGGAGAUGGCUCAGGUAGAGAAUGAAGCACUUGAUCGAAUCAAGAAACUGUACGAGAAAGAAGAUGCCAGAAAACAGAGUAGGCAAGUAAGGCUAUGCACCAAAGUUCCACCUUCAAGUAAAAGAAAAUUUUGGGGAGAUAAUGGACCUGGAUACAAUGUAUCAAAUGUGAAGAGCAACAUAAUGAAGAAGGCAAAGAUAGAAUUUCUAAAGAGUCAGGAGGUUAAAAAUCUUGCAGCAAUGAAGAAGAACUCUAUCCAGAGUCGUCCUAGUUCAUCAAGCAUCAUGAAGAGUGGAAGUAUUUCUGGAAUUGGUUCAACUUCUAAAGAUCCAAAUCUACAAAAAGGAUAUUUUAGGGGUAGACUGUGAAAGAUAGCAAUGCCAUGUAUCAUGAUUUGCUUUUAAAUUGUAAUAAUUUUUACAUUUAUCUCCAUGAUAAGAAAAAUUGGCUUCAAUUUCCCCGCUAAGCAUUUUAUUUGUGAUUGCAUUUAUGUUUGCCGCAUA
Abrus precatorius (Indian licorice) is the source of this 1051-nucleotide messenger RNA. Its product is annotated as transcription elongation factor B polypeptide 3. Gene Ontology annotation, biological process: transcription elongation by RNA polymerase II. The record is from RefSeq and is a predicted model, not a curated record. Lineage: Eukaryota; Viridiplantae; Streptophyta; Magnoliopsida; Fabales; Fabaceae. Gene Ontology annotation, cellular component: elongin complex; nucleus.